UUUAGGAUCGAUAGACAGUUCUGCAUAUACGUCAUACUCGAUGAAGAUGAACUCCGCAACCCACGUUCAUUAGCUCUGCUUUCAGCAUUCUGAAAUUUACAAUAGGCUUACAUCCAAUAAUCUACAAGAAAUUGAAAUCGAACCUUGGUGUAAAAGCCUAUGGUUCCGCAAAUUUAGUUUUCUUUAUUAACCAAGAUAGCUUUAACUAUGUGAAAUCUGAAUAUUAGGUUUUAACACAGAUUAUUAUCGUGAUGAGCUCAAUCUGUCUAUAGGGAUGUUUAGCACCAAGUUUACGUUGUAGUGAAUAUUCGGAACCAAGUUUACAUUGUAGGAUUCUCAAAUGUAAACUUGAAGGAAUAAUAGUUCAGUUUAUAGAAUUACUACUGAUUUAAAGCUUUUGAAAAUUGUUAAUCAAAUUUUAUUUAUGUAUAAAUAGGUCCAAAACUUAUUAAUUUGAGAAGAGUAUAUUUUGAAUGAUUUGAGUUUAUAAAAAAGAAUGAAAAAACAGAAUUGGACAGUUAACACUAUCCUGUUACAAGCCACACGAUCCUUUCUUCCUUCCUUAGACGAAGAACUCGCGAGUCACCACCAUGAACCCAACGCAGACGCUUUACCCCUCCGGCGGUAACUCGCCGUCACCUCAUUCAACGCACCCGUCAUCCCUCUUCCCUCAAAUCAACAGAUGCCGAACCAUGCGCGACCUCUCCCAAAUCCACGCCACAUUCGUCAAAUCCGGCCAAAUGCGAGACACUCUCGCCGCCGCGGAGCUCCUCCGCUUCUGCGCCACCACCUCCGAUCUCCUCCACCGCGACCUCGAUUACGCGCACAAGAUCUUCACCCAGAUGCCUCACCGCAACACCUUCUCCUGGAACACUAUUAUCCGAGGCUUCAGCGAGAGCGAAGAGCAAAACGCAAUCAUCGCGAUCGCACUCUUCCACGAGAUGAUGAAAGACUCGGUCGAACCGAACCGGUUUACCUUCCCGUCACUCCUCAAGGCCUGCGCGAAAACCGGGAGGAUCGAAGAAGGCAAGCAGAUCCACGCGCUGGCGUUGAAGCUAGGGCUUAGCGGCGACGAGUUCGUGAUGAGCAAUCUCGUGAGGAUGUAUGUGAUGUGCGGUUUGAUGAGAGACGCGUGCGUGUUGUUUUAUAAAAACAUUAUAGGGAGAGAUAUGGCUGUGAAUAUGAUGGUUGAUGGUGGUAGAAAGAGAGACGGUGAGGUUGUUAUAUGGAAUGUGAUGAUUGACGGUUACAUGAGGCUUGGUGAUUGUAAAGCUGCGCGGACGUUGUUCGAUCAAAUGCGUGUGAGAAGCGUUGUUUCUUGGAACACUAUGAUCUCUGGCUAUUGCAAGAACGGGUGCUUCAAGGAGGCUGUGGAGAUUUUCUGUGAGAUGAGGAGAGUUGAUUUGCGUCUUAGUUAUGUCACUUUGGUUAGUGUUUUGCCUGCGGUUUCUCGGAUAGGGUCGUUGGAGUUGGGAGAGUGGUUGCAUUCUUAUGCGGAGAGUAAUAGAGUGGAGGUUGAUGAUGUGCUUGGCUCUGCUUUGAUUGAUAUGUACUCCAAAUGCGGAGUUGUGGAGAGAGCGGUUGAGGUGUUUGAGAGGUUACCGAGGAAGAAUGUGAUUACUUGGAGUGCUAUGAUUAACGGGUUUGCUAUACACGGCCUAGCGGGUGAUGCUAUUGACUGUUUUUGUAGAAUGAGGGAGGCUGGAGUUAAGCCUAGCGAUGUUGCGUACAUCAAUCUCUUGACGGCUUGUAGCCAUGCUGGGUUGGUAGAAGAAGGGAGAAAGUAUUUUAGUCAGAUGGUGAAUGUGGAUGGUUUAGAUCCUAGGAUUGAACACUACGGGUGUAUGGUUGAUCUAUUGGGACGCUCGGGUCUUCUCGAAGAGGCUGAGCAGUUUAUACACAACAUGCCCGUGAAACCAGAUGACGUGAUAUGGAAAGCUCUUUUGGGUGCUUGCAGAAUGCACGGGAACGUGGAGAUGGGGAAACGUGUGGCUAAUAUUCUGAUGGAUAUGGUUCCUCAGGACAGUGGAGCUUAUGUGGCUCUCUCAAACAUGUACGCUUCUCAAGGAAACUGGUCGGAGGUUUCGGAGAUGAGGCUGAGGAUGAAGGAGAUGGAUAUAAGAAAAGACCCCGGGUGUAGCUGGAUCGAUGUUGAUGGUGUGCUUCAUGAGUUUCUUGUGGAAGAUGAUUCUCACCCGAGAGCCAAAGACAUUAACUCGAAGCUUGCGGAAAUCUCAGAGAAACUGAGACUGGCUGGGUAUAGACCCAUCACUACGCAGGUUUUGCUGAACUUGGAGGAAGAGGAUAAAGAAAACGCGCUUCAUUACCAUAGCGAGAAGAUCGCUGUUGCGUUUGGGUUGAUAAGCACAACACCUGGUAAACCAAUACGCAUUGUUAAGAACCUGCGUAUCUCCAAGUCAGAAUAUACAAAUCAACAAAGCACUCACAAGGGAAACAUUGAAGAAAAUAUGGUUACACAUACAAAAAGUAUUUCAAACUUAGCAUUACAGAGAGUGAGCAAUAGAUCACAACAACAACAAAAACAACGACUUCAUACAAUCAAGAGUGGGUACUUGAUUCUGAGUAAGUUCACCUGAAAACCGAAUAAUAAAAAGUUUAGAUGAGACUUUCACACUAAACUUCAAGGAGGAUAAAUAGCCAACAAAAAUGAACAAUA
This is a messenger RNA of Brassica rapa (field mustard), 2677 nucleotides long. RefSeq names its product pentatricopeptide repeat-containing protein At5g48910-like. Lineage: Eukaryota; Viridiplantae; Streptophyta; Magnoliopsida; Brassicales; Brassicaceae. The record is from RefSeq and is a predicted model, not a curated record. Gene Ontology annotation, biological process: RNA modification. Gene Ontology annotation, molecular function: RNA binding; zinc ion binding; protein binding.